Messenger RNA from Magallana angulata, 4252 nucleotides. RefSeq lists its product as uncharacterized. Gene Ontology annotation, molecular function: protein binding. Bases 148 to 2583 code for a protein of 811 amino acids. The record is from RefSeq and is a predicted model, not a curated record. Gene Ontology annotation, biological process: SCF-dependent proteasomal ubiquitin-dependent protein catabolic process. Gene Ontology annotation, cellular component: SCF ubiquitin ligase complex. Lineage: Eukaryota; Metazoa; Mollusca; Bivalvia; Ostreida; Ostreidae. The transcript has 19 exons.
UGUAUUCAUUCCUUCGCAACACCUCGGAAAUUAUUCAUGCAGUAGGAAAAAAUGGCAGCCGUGAGACUUGCAAAGCUGUUAUCAUAUUCUGCCGUUAUUUACUCCUUCCGAGAACUAUAUGUCUAAAUUUUGACGUUUAUUACAACAAUGGACGAUUCCAGCAUUCCUAGUCUGUUGAGCAGUGAUGUACAAGGGAACAGCAACCUUGACCUUGAGGAUGAGCUGAGUAGUUUCCGUAGUCAGUGGCAACAGGAGAUAAAGUCAAGGUCACCAAGAGGUCAGCCAGGGACCACUGACUCACAGAAUGACUAUGUCUUAGAGCAGGCAAAGGUUUUGUUUCUGAAAGGCUCACAGUUGGAGCAGUCUGGACGACUUUAUGAAGCUGUUGAAUUCUACAAGCGUGCAACCCAGCUAGUACCUGAUAUUGAGUUUCAAGUCGACUUUACAUCUCUCCAUGGUCCAAGAGAGAGACAGGAAAGUGAGAGUUCUAUAGGAAGUGUAGACAAUGAAGAGCUUGAAGAUAAGCUGAUGGAACACCUGCAGAGCCUUCAGUUGUCUGAGGAUGUCAACAGCAGAAAGUCCUGUCACCCAGAGUACGAUCAGAGGACUACCCAUAUCUCUGUUUUACCUGUGGAACUUUUGAACUACAUCCUGCGUUGGGUCGUGUCUGUUGACCUUGACAUGAAGUCUCUUGAAAAUUUCUCAGAGGUGUGUCGAGGAUUUUACCUGGCAGCCAGGGAUGAGGGAAUCUGGCGGUCAGCGUGUCAGAAGGUGUGGGGGUCAAAUACUGGGAAGUGUAAGAAGUUUGGGGGCUGGAGGAACAUGUACAUACAACGCCCACACCUCCUGUACAAUGGUUGUUACAUCAGCAAGCUAUCUUAUGUGAGGCCCGGGGAGAAGAGUUUGGAUAAUUUUUACCGGCCCUUCCAUGUGGUCGAGUACUACAGAUAUGUCCGCUUCUUUCCUGACGGUGCUGUGACAAUCAUGACCAGUCCAGAAGAUCCCCCGAGUGUACUCCCGAAACUGAAGCACAAGUAUACCAAGGACACGGGCAUGCUAACAGGAGUCUUCAAACAGAUCGGGGACAGGAUGACUGCUGUGUUAAAGCGAGUAAAGACGAAGGACCAGACGAUCCCCUACUACAAAAAACACCAACGUCAGCGGAACAACAAUGAUAUGGAAAUGACAUACUACGUGGAGCUUGAGCUGAGUAAUGUCGGCAAAAAGAGCUUUGCCAAGCUACAGUGGAUUGACUAUUCCGUCACAACCAAGUACAUGAUGACAGGACAGGAGAACACUUGUCAGCUACUGGACAACAAGGGCUAUCCUGACCUGAUUUUCUCACGGGUUCGGAGCUACACUUCGUCCUCAGAGAUCCCUCUCCUCCUCGAUGAUCAAUGGUGUCACAACACCUAUCCAACUAAUAAGACACUGUUAUUGCCUAACGGUGGGUCAGCCGAGGUUCCCAUUCGUCCCCCAGAGGGCUUGGAGGAAGGGCCGAUAUCCCAGGAUGUCGCAUUAGGGUGGAACCUCACCGAGGGGGUCAUCACUGACACGGAGAUUCCUGGGAGUUUACCAACCAGCCACAAAACCCACGCGGCACCUAUCAGGGAGCGAUCAGCAAAGGUUUUACCGAUUGAAUCCGGACGACUUUUUCUUACAGAGUUGAUCGUCAUCCAGAGUUACCCUAGCAACGCUUUACUGAGAUAUCUCUGUGAGAAGACGACAACCGCUAACGAAGCAAUCACAGUGUUAAUAAUAUUCAUUGCCACCAUCUUUGGAGUGCUCUGUUUCACUUUCCUCUUAUGUAAAGUUUGCUGCACACCUAAAAGACGACCUUCUUACAAGGUAGAAUAUGCCGACCCGAGUGACGUCAUAAUAUCCAGUAGUGGCGCGGAAUAUUCCACGCCCUAUGACACGUGUCAGUCCAAAAAUAGAAUUGUUAAAGUAACCGGUGCUAACAAGAACGCUGGUGGCAAAAGACGAAAAAUCUCCAAGAAAUCAUUUAGUUUUAGAUUUGGCUCUUCCCGAUUAAAAGGAAGAAAGCGUGAGAAUGAUUCAGGAUUUAGUGACCUUGUGGAGAGCGAGGCCAGUAGAGUGUCGGGGCGGGAGGAUCAAUUAGAGGCGAAGGAAACACAAUACAUGGAGAUUCCACUCGUUAAUAUACACGCGCCAGCGUCCAAAUCACUAAGCAAUCCCUCCUACACUUAUGUUGAGGGAAAGACGACAGGACAGCUAGAUAAAAAUAAGAAAGAAACGAGUGUUCGAUUCACUAUUCCGAUAAGUGAACCCAGAGAAAAUCAAAUCUCUACGAAAAAUCCGAGUUUAGAGUCUAACAAUCAAGAGAACCCGUAUGAAUGUUUGUCAGAUAAUGAUAAAAAUUAUUCCACUUGUAAUAUCUCACCGCUUGAGAAAAACAAAGAAAAUCCAUACGCUUUACCCGACUGUGAUACCAGCCAAGCGAAUGCCAAAAAAUCACCAGAAGCAGAUAAACCACAUGAUAGUCCUUACGCAGAAAUAAACCACGAGACUUUGGAAAGACCCAUUCCCUCCGUGACAAAAGAAGAAAGGCUCUACAUGUGAUUUCAGUUCGUCGGAGCAUAAUGGUUUUGCACAGAACUAUUUAUUUUUAAGGGUAAUUAAUUUUGAGACUUAAACUACUAUAGCCUGUCUUAAGUUAUUAUUUCCGUCAUAUUUGGGCGAUUUUUAAUAAAAAUACAGAUACCUGUGGAAGAAGUGCAAUUAAUAUCGAUGAAAAGGAAAAAUAUCCAAAAUAUAUCCAAGAUAUAUUCACUAAAUAUUAAAAAUUCACAUAAACGAAUACAGAUUUUUACAUUUAAAUGGAAAUGUUGACAUCUUUUCUCUAUUUGGAAGUCACUCGGAACAUCUCGCACAAUUUUUAAACGCUUUCAUGUCAGUUAGAAUGCAAAAUCAUCGCAGACUUUUUAUUGUUAGCUUUGUUUUGAAACACGAUAAGCCAGAGGGGGUUUUUCAAAGGAGAAUUCAUUUAUAUGUUUAAUACUGUUGAAUAAUUUAAUACUGGUUAUAACACGGCAUUUGAUUGGAUAGAAUUUAGUUAAAUUUGUAUAACCUGGUUUGCAAACCACAAUAUAUGUCACAAUGCACCAACGUCAAAAACGUACAAAUCCGCUUUGCGUUAUGUUUGAAUUUUGAACAGAUUGAUAUCAUGAUUUUUUAUAUCUUUGCAAUUACUUUCCCAAGGACGUUAAUUCGAUGACCAGAUACUUAAAUAAUACCUGCGAACAAUAAAGAAGAUUGGUGGAUAAGGCGUGUAAAAUGCCCAUACACGGUCAGACAAGCUAAUGAAAAAUUAAAAUAUCAAUAAAUUAAAAAUCGUUAGAAAUUGCGCUUUUGCAAACUUGUAUUAUAAUAUUAUUGAAUGGAUUUAACGGGGAAAAAAUAAAUUCAAACUUUGUUUUUUACGACUGAAUCGAAUACCAUUGGGCAUUUGCGCUAUCUUAUCCCCCUGUCUUCUUUGGUGGUUUCACAAUUGUUCUAUUGAAACCAUUUGUCAGGUUUUGUCGACGAGAUUUUCCAUUUAUUUCAAACUUAGAAUUUUUUUCCUUUCUAGUUGUUAUGGUAAUAUACAUCACAGGGCAUCACUAUAGACUUAAACCAUUAUGAGGACUGGAUGGCUGUGACCAUUUAAAGACUUUAUUAAUCUCCUUAUAAGAAGAGCUUUGCAUAAUGAUCUAAGAAAUUAUUUAAAUUUGAAAUCUAAAAUAUUUUGAAUAUUCUUUCGUAAAUAAUAUCAUAUGGCGUCUGGGUCCAAAAUUGGAAAUAAACUAUUAUUAUUAUAUCAUUAUAUGGCCAAGAUAAUGGUGUCUAAAAGUUCAAAGUAGAUCUGACCGGGAAUUUGUUGAUCAUCCAGCCUCCUUAAUUUAUCAGACCGGUAUCUACAAGACUUGACUAAAAACAGUUGUCAGAAUUACAUAUGUAUUAUAUAUGAACAGAUUUAUUAGAUUGCUUACAUAUUAUAAUUCGUUACGUCCAUGAUAAGCAUUGAGCCUGAUUUAUACAUGAAACUGUUUGUUUUUACAUGUCAUUUCAACGUUAUAAUGAAUCCCUGUGGAAGCACUGGAGAGAUUGGUAUCUUGUUUUCAUUCCAUGUUGUGUUGUUAAUAGUGCUUUCGUGGAUGUAAAGGCAUUGAUAAAUAUAAGAAAAUCCAAUUCAUUUGUAGAUUUCUUUUACAUUAUCAACCUAAUUGUAUGAAUAAAGACUGAAACUAUU